Plectropomus leopardus (leopard coralgrouper) is the source of this 4429-nucleotide messenger RNA. RefSeq names its product discs, large homolog 3 (Drosophila) (gene dlg3). NCBI's taxonomy places the organism in Eukaryota, Metazoa, Chordata, Actinopteri, Perciformes, Serranidae. Gene Ontology annotation, molecular function: protein kinase binding; ionotropic glutamate receptor binding. The record is from RefSeq and is a predicted model, not a curated record. Gene Ontology annotation, biological process: regulation of postsynaptic membrane neurotransmitter receptor levels; cell-cell adhesion; receptor clustering. Gene Ontology annotation, cellular component: basolateral plasma membrane; neuromuscular junction; postsynaptic density membrane.
GGGCCGUUUUCCAUGAAGGCGAGGCGUGUGUGUGAGGGGAGGAGGAACAUGUCACGCUCUCUGCUGCUGUUUUGCCCCAAAACUUCUGGAAAGUUGACAUGAAGUAAACUGUUGUCACAUCUGAACCCCUUUCUGUGGGUGUGGACCACCGCAGAAAAACACUUCAGACAGACGGGGCCGGAUUUAAAACUCAACAUCUUUACUUGUUUGGGAAGCAGGAGCGAAAGUUAUGCCUGCAUGAUUACCCGGGAUUAUUACUUAUUUUCUUCUAAGAACCCAGAUUUGUAAUUUACAUGACUUUUUUUGGAGUUGGCCACGCCAUGGUGCAUAAAUAUGACACAGAGCGAGCAGUGGGGCUGCUCAGACGCUACCAGGCCAACCUAACCAGCCCAGAGGAGCAGGCCCUGAAGAACAGCGUGGGCAAAGUCUCUUCCAUCUUGGGCAGUCAGCUGUUCCAUGCCCUUCUUGAUAUUCAAGAGUGUUACGAGGUGACCUUGCAACUGAACACAGAACAAACUGUUGUGAAAGAGGACAGCAGCCAGGAUGCGUGGGAGGACCAGACCCAAGACCAGGACCAAGAGGAAGAGGAGGGUGUAUCUCGGGUGCGAGUGACCAGCAGGAGGAGCCCUCACAAAGUGGAGCGUGUUUCGGGCCUGGUGACCCUGUCCCAUGUCGAUGUGCCAAAGGCCAACCCUCCCCCCAUCAUCGUCAACGCAGACUCACUAGAUGCAGGCCCUUAUGUAAAUGGCAGUGAUGGGAUGUAUAAAUACGAAGAGAUCAUCUUAGAGAGGGGGAACUCUGGCCUGGGCUUUAGCAUCGCUGGAGGAAUAGACAAUCCCCACAUUCCUGAUGAUCCGGGGAUCUUCAUUACCAAGAUUAUCCCAGGAGGAGCAGCUGCUAUGGAUGGAAGGCUUGGGGUGAAUGACUGUGUGCUGCGUGUGAAUGAUGUGGACGUGUCGGAGGUGGUUCACAGUCGGGCAGUGGAAGCCCUGAAGGAGGCGGGGCCAGUGGUGAGGCUGCUGGUCCGACGGAGGCAGGCACCACCCGAGACGAUUCUGGAGGUCAACCUGCUGAAAGGACCCAAAGGGCUUGGAUUCAGCAUCGCUGGGGGGAUCGGCAACCAACAUAUCCCAGGAGAUAACAGCAUCUAUAUUACCAAGAUCAUAGAAGGAGGAGCUGCCCAAAAAGAUGGACGGCUGCAGACCGGAGACCGCCUGCUAGCUGUGAACAACAUCGUGCUACAGGAUGUGCGUCAUGAGGAGGCAGUGGCUGCGCUGAAGAACACCUCCGAUAUGGUUUACCUCAAGGUGGCCAAGCCUGGACCUGUGCAUCUCAACGACAUGUACGCGCCUCCAGACUACUCCAGCAGCCUGGCCCUCCCUCCAGCCUUCCCCACCAUGGUGGACAACCACGUCAGCCACAACUACAUGGGGGCAAUGGAGCCCAAGCCAGUGUACCCGCCGCCCCAGGUCACCCCGUCCAGGUACUCGCCAGUCCCCCGCCACAUGCUGGGGGAGGAAGACUUCACGAGGGAGCCGAGGAAGGUGUUGCUGCACAAGGGCUCCACAGGCCUGGGCUUCAACAUCGUUGGCGGAGAAGAUGGAGAAGGCAUCUUCGUCUCCUUCAUCCUGGCAGGAGGGCCGGCUGACCUGAGCGGCGAGCUGAGGAGGGGCGACAGGAUUCUCUCGGUGAAUGGAGUGAACCUGAGGAACGCCACACAUGAGCAGGCGGCUGCAGCGCUGAAGAGAGCCGGACAGACUGUCACCAUCAUAGCUCAGUACAGGCCUGAAGAGUACAGUCGCUUUGAGUCCAAGAUCCACGACCUGAGGGAGCAGAUGAUGAACAGCAGCAUGAGUUCUGGAUCAGGCUCCCUGCGCACCAGUGAGAAACGCUCCCUCUAUGUCAGAGCUUUGUUUGACUACGACCGAACGAGGGACAGCUGCCUGCCCAGCCAAGGCCUGAGCUUCUCUUACGGGGACAUCCUCCAUGUCAUAAAUGCUUCUGACGACGAGUGGUGGCAGGCGAGGCUGGUCACACCACAUGGAGAGAGCGAGCAGAUUGGGGUCAUUCCGAGCAAGAAAAGAGUGGAGAAGAAAGAGCGGGCCAGGUUAAAAACAGUCAAGUUCCACGCCAGGACAGGCAUGAUUGACUCUAACAGGCCAGUCAAAGUAAAGCGCAAAAAAAGCUUCAACCUCUCACGCAAGUUCCCGUUUUACAAGAGCAAGGAGAAUAUUGUGCAGGAGUUGGUGGAGUCUGAACAAUGCCUGACAUCCAACACAAGUGACAGUGAAAGCAGUUCGAAGGGACAGGAGGACACGAUUCUUUCCUAUGAGCCCGUCAUUCGACAGGAAAUCCACUACACAAGGCCUGUGAUCAUACUGGGCCCAAUGAAGGACAGAGUAAAUGAUGACCUCAUCUCUGAGUUUCCCCACAAGUUUGGCUCCUGUGUACCCCAUACGACUCGUCCGAGGCGAGAGAACGAGAUGGACGGCCAGGACUACCACUUUGUGGGCUCGCGGGAGCAAAUGGAGAAAGACAUUCAGGAUAAUAAAUUCAUUGAGGCCGGCCAGUUCAAUGAGAACCUCUACGGGACGAGCAUCUUGUCUGUCAGAACUGUGGCUGAGAGGGGGAAACACUGCAUCCUGGAUGUGUCUGGGAAUGCCAUAAAACGACUGCAGCAAGCACAACUUUAUCCGAUCGCCAUCUUUAUUAAACCAAAAUCCAUUGAAGCCCUAAUGGAAAUGAACAAGAGGCAGACGUACGAGCAGGCCAAUAAAGUCUUUGACAAGGCAGUUAAGCUGGAGCAAGACUUUGGAGAGUAUUUCACAGCUAUUGUACAGGGUGACUCACUAGAGGAGAUCUACAACAAAAUCAAGCUAAUCAUCGAGGAGCAGUCCGGUCCGUACAUCUGGAUCCCCUCCUCAGAGAAGCUCUGAGCGCCCUGCCGUCCCCUCUGCAUCGGCGCAGAGCUCCCCUCCUGCCUCCCAGAGACCCCACCCAAGCCCAAAUAGCCCCCCCCUCCCCUCCUCACCUCCUUUUUGCAGAUAUGUUUCAUAUCAAGUUUUAGUGUCAUCAUUAUGUUACUCUCUAAAUGAAAAAGAAGUCUUAUCACCAUUACUGUGACUGUGCACACCCCUGCAUGAGUUUCUCAACAAAUCCAUUCAAGACUGGAAAUGCCAUUCCAAAGGAACCUGUCAAUGAAAACAAAAGGGAAAAGGAAAAAAUCCUUUUGUGAACUGGGACUGACUGAAGAUCAGAAUGUUUUACAGAAAUACGGAGACAGACAGACAGACAGACAGAGAGAGAGAGAAAGAGGAGUCGGGAUUCAAAAAGAAGUCGCAGGGAAACAGAGACAAAUCAUACCAAGUUGGAACACUUUGUAAAUGUUCAUCAAAUCACGUUUAAAAAGACACGCAAGAUGAGAAGCGAAGACCAAUUAAGGAUUUUCUUUUUCUUUUUCUAAAGACUGGAUAAAAUGGAGCCCUGCUGAUGGUACUGUUCAAGGAGUCAUCUCUCUUGUUUAUAAUGACUGAGGAAAUUAGUGGAGCCUACAAACUGGUGAUCUAUUUAUCACAAACCAGCUUGCUGUUUGGUCGUCUGCCAGUUGUCUGUGCUGCAGCUGAUAAAGACAUCUCGGGAGGCAGAUCAAGAGGAAGACGUGCGUUGUGAAUCUCUACAUUUAUAUUAUGAAAUCACAAGAUAAAUGAUAAAAUCCCACUGAGAUUUUACUACAUAUUAAAAACUACACAUUUUACACUUCACUAGAAUUGUCAAUUUGGAGGGCUGUUAGAUUUCAUUUUUGUUUUUCUUUUUUGUUUUCUUUCUUUGUGGGAUUUUUUGCUUGUGGUUUUUAGCUGCUCUGUGUAAAGGACGGGGGUAGAGAAGUGUAACUGGGCUCUCUGCAAAACACCAAACUGCCUUACAUCAAAUACAAAUUCUGUUUUGUGACUACCUGUUGUAUGUGAGGGAGGCUGCACACAAUUUAACAAAGGAAAAGAGAGGAAAAACUUCUUUUUCGGACUUUUUUUCUGUCCUCCGACUGCCAGGAGGCCUGACUCGAGUGCAAUAGAUAAAACUAAAGUCUCACCUCUGUGGGCGCCUUUUCUCCCCCGCUGUACUUCAACCUUCCUUCCUGCAUAAUUUAAAGAAUUUGGCCAUUGGAUUACAAUUUGGACAGCCAAAGCCUCCUAACUCAUGUUGAGCAGCAGACCACCCGAUUACACUCUCUGCCUUCCAAGAGGAUUCUCUUCUGAUUGAAUGGUCACAUGGUACUGUCCUAUCUGCCGCCACGACGGCGACCUUAAAACGGGUAGAACAAGACAAUAAUUGUAUUGGAUGUCCUAACAAUUAAAGAGUCAAUAUAACCUGUUUUGGAUUGUCCCCCCUGUCCCCCUACCAAAAAUAACACUAAAGUUGGGUUUGAUUAAAA